Messenger RNA from Brassica napus (rape), 1971 nucleotides. Its product is annotated as cysteine-rich receptor-like protein kinase 11. The record is from RefSeq and is a predicted model, not a curated record. The transcript is spliced from 5 exons. Gene Ontology annotation, biological process: protein phosphorylation. Gene Ontology annotation, molecular function: ATP binding; protein kinase activity. Bases 210 to 1649 code for a protein of 479 amino acids. Lineage: Eukaryota; Viridiplantae; Streptophyta; Magnoliopsida; Brassicales; Brassicaceae.
CGGUUCUUGUUGAAAGUUCGGUAAGGGUUAAAAGAACCUGACUUUGACUUUUUGACUUAUCGACUUAUCGUGUGACGUUUCUGAAAGUUUGAGGAUCACUGUUUUCAUAGAAACUUCCAUUUGCUAUUAAAGGCAGCUGAUAAGAGACGAACAUAUAAGUGAAUACUAAAGACAAAGAUUUUGCUUUUGCUACAUUCUUUAAGUAAAUUAUGAAGCACAUGGUAUUAUUUUCAAUCCUUUGUUUUGUCUUCAUAACCAUUGGCGUUACUUCAAUUUCAGCACAAAACGUAUGUAUGGACAAGGGGCAUUUCAGGCCCAACGAUACUUACGACGCAAACCGCCGUCUCAUCCUCUCUUCCUUACCUUCCAACGUCACGUCUCAAGAGGGCCUCUUCUUCAACGGCUCCAUCGGACAAGAACCCAACCGUGUAUACGCAACAGGGAUGUGCAUCCCAGGAUCAACUCCACAGGACUGUUCCGAUUGUAUCAAGAUCGCAUCUGAUCGUUUGAUAGAGAGUUGUUCUAACCAAACAAACGCGUUUACAUGGCUAGGCGAUCCCACGCUUUGCCUUGUCCGCUACGCCAGCACUUCUUUCUCAGGAUCUGGAGAUCUAACUCCGCGUAGUAUGGUCACAAACGGUGGAUAUAUAGCCUCGAAUAAAACAGAAUUCAAGAAAACAUGGGAAGACUUGGUUGCUCGUAUGAUUGACGUUGCCUCGACAGGAAAAAGCACAAGUGCAGCCUUGACCUCUUCUCAGAAUAUGUAUGCUUUGAUGCAAUGCACGCCGGAUGUUUCCUCUCGUGAUUGUAAGAAUUGUCUGCGUCAGAGCGCAAAUGACUUCCACUCGUGCUGUGCUCUGAAGCGAGGAACCCGUAUUUUGCGGCCAAUCUGCUUUUUCCGUUGGGAGUUGUAUGAUUACUCUACGGCUUCUUUUGCUGCUAAUUUUACGGUGGCUUCUUCUUCUCCUUCUCAUCUUCCUCCCGUGGUUGUGCCAGAACCUGCAGAUGAUCAGGACAACACCAUUUAUACUGAUAGGAAAGGAAUCUCAUCUAGAGUUGUUGCGGCCAUCACGGUUCCAACUGUUGUUAUACUUCUUGUUCUAGGAGUUUUUCUUUGUUGCAGGAGAAAGUCAAUGCAAAGAACUCAAGUUGAAUCUGAUAGUGAUAUUUCAACUCCACAUUCAUCGCAAUAUGACUUUAAGACAAUUGAAGUUGCAACAAACAAGUUUUCGAGAAGUAAUAAGCUCGGUGAAGGCGGAUUUGGCGAAGUUUACAAGGGUACGCUUUCAAAUGGAACAGAAGUGGCUGUGAAGCGACUGUCGGAAAAGUCAGGACAAGGGAUAAGAGAGUUCAAGAACGAGGCUGUUCUUGUCUCAAAACUUCAACACAGAAAUUUGGUUAGGCUUCUUGGAUUUUGUCUGGAAGGAGUGGAGAAGAUUUUGAUAUACGAGUUUGUUCCCAACAAAAGCCUUGACUAUUUCCUAUUUGACCCUGAAAGACAAAGUCAGCUAGACUGGAUUCAGAGGUACAAUAUCAUUGAAGGGAUUGCUCGAGGAAUUCUUUAUCUGCAUCAAGAUUCACAGCUCACAAUCAUACUAUUGACAAGGUCAGUUCAGACAAGCCCAAGACACUCAAUGAAGCAAUUCUAAUCAAGCCCACAACACUUCAACCCCAACAACAACUCAAGCCCAUUUCCAUCAAGACACAGCCAGCUCAUCAAUCCUCUCCAACGGAUACAUUACUUUGCGACAAAGACAGAGCAAGAGAAGAGAAAAGGAAGGGAAAGCAGAUUAUGACAUCACCGUGUGGUCCAGAGUUGUACAACCCCUUCUCAGCCCUCGGAUCUCUUGGAGAAGAAGGAUGAUGACAAGUGUAAUAGGAACUAGGCUUUCACAUUUCUGUAUUUAAGCAAUCUCAUUCUCAUUGUAAAACCUUAAGAAGCAAGAAAUAGAAAUUGCAGUUUCAUUGUCU